AUGGGACUUAAACAAAUACCGAAUGAACGCAAGCAUUGGUCUUCUGAUUCAUUAUAUUGCACUGAAUUAAUAAAGAACUCUAUGACAUUAACACGCUAUCUAACUAUUAAAAGAUGCCUGCAUUUCCACUCUCAAACAAAUGAAACAAAUGAAUGUAAUAACGACCCAUUAUAUAGAGUAAGAGUAUUAUUGAAUCAUUUACCUAAAGUUAGUCAAGAGCUUUAUCAACCAAAUAAACAGUUAACUGUUGAUGAAAGCCUUGUAGGAUUUGAUGGACGAUUUAGUGAAAAACAGCAUAUGCCAAACAAAGCUCAUAAACAAGGCAUUAAGUUUUAUGUUUGCUGCGAAUCUGAAACAGGAUACAUGUACAAUUGGCACUGCCAUUCAUCAACAGAUAAAGGUCUCCCUAACUUUACUGAAAAGAUUGUACUGAAGUUAUUACAGCCUAUUGACGAAAUGUCAGGUCAUGAAGUUUAUACUGACAAUUUUUAUACUUCAAUAUCAUUAGCUAACUCUCUGAUUGAAAGGGGAAUUGGAUUAACUGGCACUGUUAGAUUGAAUAGACAUGGUCUUCCCAUACAAUUUAAAAAACCAUUUAUAAAAUCGGAAAUGCUAAGUAAGAAAAAUCGAGGCCCUAGGUAUAUGAGAAGUGGCAAAACAACAAUUGUUCAAUGGUACGACAACAAAUUAGUAACCGCUAUUUCCACACAUAUACCUAAAGGUGAAUCUGAAAAAGAGCUUAAGUUAUCACCGCUACAGUCAUCGAGUUUGCUUUUGGCCACAAGUUGUAUGGCAUUUAUUAGUUAA
Molecule: messenger RNA, 807 nt
Organism: Oppia nitens
Lineage: Eukaryota; Metazoa; Arthropoda; Arachnida; Sarcoptiformes; Oppiidae
Product: piggyBac transposable element-derived protein 4-like
Exons: 2
Coding region: 1-807 (268 amino acids)
Source: RefSeq, a predicted model, not a curated record